AUGCUAAGGAAGCGAUUACUGAAUGAAUUAGAGCGGAUCCUUAAGAAAGAUGAGUUCGAAUGGAGUGUCCUAGUCCUGGACAAAAUUGGACAAGAUGUGAUCGCACCACUCUUUCGUAUGAGUGACUUGAUGGAGAUGGGAAUUGUGCAAUGUUUAAGAUUAGAAGAAGAAAGACCAAAAGUAGUUGAGGCUCGGGCGGUUUAUUUAGUAGCUGAAACGGCUGAGAAUUGUGGGAUUAUUGCUAAAGAUAUUACAGGGGGAUGGUAUAGAUCGGUUGAGGUGAUUUUUACAGGGGUAGUAGGUCGAUCUGAAUUUGAAAGUUUGGCACAAGUAGUUGGAGCCCAAGGUGAAAGUAGACGAGUAAGACGAGUAAUGGACGGAUUAGUGCGGCUUUCAAUGGUGAGUGAGCGGUUUUAUAGCUUGAAUUUGGAGGGGAGUUUUAUGGCGGGGGGAGAAGAAGUAUCGGCAGCUAUAAAACUAGGGAUAUUAUCAUUGUUGCGGGGUUUGGAAAAUCCGGUGAUUUUAAGUGAGGCUAAGUAUAUGGGUUUAGGGGAGAGUAUAAUGAAUCGAGCGAAAGAGUUGGGAGUGAAAGGUCGGCCGGGUAAAAGGUCGGCGGCGGUAGUUAUACUGGGUCGGGAGAUGGACUUAAUUACUCCGGUAGAGCAUGGAUGGACAUACGGGUCAUUAGUAGUGGAUUUAUUGGGAUACGAUUUGAAUAAGGUAACUAUUCCUGGGAAGAUGGUGCGUACGGAUGGAGUGAGUGGUGGAGAUGAAGGGAGUGAUGUAGGUGAAGAUAAAGUUUUUGAUUUAAACCGAUUUGAUCAAUUUUGGGCGCAAAACCAGAAUGAGUACUUUCCAACGGUUGCUGAACGGGUUGAGCAAGAACUUGGUGAGUAUAAGGCAGAUUUAGCGCAACGAUCAAUCGAUUCGUCCUCUUCGAAAGAAACAAUUUCACAAGCACUAGCGCAAGUACCGGAACUGUCUCAGAAGAACAAGCAGAUUCAUACGCAUAUGACUAUUGCUCUGUCCUUGGUGGAAGAGAUAAAGAAGCAAAAGCUUGAUGAGAUUGUAGGAUUGGAGAAUGACACAAGUAAGAUAGCAGAGAUAAAGGAUGAGUUGGAAGACCUACUGCCUAAAGUAUCAGCAGAGAACUUCUUGCGGGCUUUAGCCGUUCUAACUAGUCGAUUCCCGGAAGAGUCUGGCUACUUGGAAGGUUUAGCGCGUAAGAAGGGAUGUGCCGUGGAAGUCCUGCGGUUCUUAGCUCAGAGUCAGGAAGAGAGUACGAGUGAGCGACGGUCAAUAGUUUCGACUGCGGCCACUUCACUCUUCCGGAACAUAAAGCGUAUUCUGCCUCUGAAGAAGAAGAUGCCCAUUACAGUAGCUGUUCAGGACAUUCUGAACCGGCGCACGAACUACCAGGCCGUGGAGUUGUAUCCUAACCAGAACUUGAACUAUGCCUCAGUGCAUGUUUUUAUGAUCGGUGGAGGAACCUUUACGGAAUACAAGAGUCUAAUGGAGCUAGCCGAAGAGACUGGGAUAGAAAUAACGUAUGGGGCCACAGAAAUUCUAGUGCCUAGUAAGUUUCUGGCCAGAAUAGCCGAGAUAUUGGCAACUAAAUAA
Messenger RNA from Nematocida homosporus, 1620 nucleotides. RefSeq names its product sec1 family domain-containing protein 1. Lineage: Eukaryota; Fungi; Microsporidia. Gene Ontology annotation, molecular function: syntaxin binding. Gene Ontology annotation, biological process: intracellular protein transport; endoplasmic reticulum to Golgi vesicle-mediated transport. The record is from RefSeq and is a predicted model, not a curated record. Gene Ontology annotation, cellular component: Golgi membrane; cytosol. The coding region runs from base 1 to 1620 and encodes 539 amino acids. The transcript has a single exon.